AUUCUUUGCAACACUACUCAGACAGACAAGGAAAAAUGGGUGCUGGAGCGCGUCGCAGGAAGCUCAAGUCGGUUGAUCCGUUCAACACGAAAUCCAACCGCGCACUGACACAAGACGAGAUUGAAGCAAAGACCAAAGUCAACCUGUCGAGGAAGGCCGAGACUGCCAUUCCGCGGUCGGUCAAGCGCAUCAUGGCAAUGAACGACGAGAUCAAGCGAACCGGAACAUACAAUGGCCGGCACGUUAUGGACGAAGGCGACUUGCCAUCGCGAAGCAAGAGCGACUCGCCAAAUCGGUCGCACAAGCCGCCAGCGGCGACAGCCACACGAACGCCCUCCUCCAACAGGACAGAGCCGCAAGUAGCCAAGCAAAAUGCAUCCCUGCGCAACAUGAAGCGAAUGGAUGGAGAGUCGAUGAGUGACUUUUCAAGGCGAGUAGACGCGGCUGCCCAACCGCAACUGAGCAGGUCUAUGCUGUCAUCGCACAAGACGCGCGAAAAGAGGAAAGAACAUCUUGAAAAGCGCCGAGCAAAGGCAAUGGGGCACGACAUGGAGAUGGACCACCAAGGUCGCCCAAUCCGCGAAUUCUCGUCCAUGAAGGACAAUGUCAAAUUCGGCGAGGUUGUCAUGCAACCACCACGCUUGACGGCCAAGCCCAAAACGAAAGUAGAGGUCAAGAAGCAGCCCCUCCUGCUGGAGCAAAUUUUGUCACGAAAGGCUCACGCUGGUGACGAUGCAACGGUGACUGCACAGCCGACCAAGCGCAAGGACAUGACUCCUGCGGCGAAAGCCCGUCUCGAUGCUGAACGCGAGCGAGCAAUUGCACUUUAUCGCCAAAUGCGGAAAGGAGGGAACACGUACGUUGCCCCGUCGCUUCCUAGUUUAUCGAUGGGAUGAGAGUGGGGUACUCAACCAACCCUAAAUAAAACCAAAUGAAGUGAAUUGUAAUGAUACAUUGUGAAUUGAACGAAACACUACAUGUACAAACAUCGACAACAAAAUUAU
Capsaspora owczarzaki ATCC 30864 is the source of this 1004-nucleotide messenger RNA. RefSeq lists its product as hypothetical. The record is from RefSeq and is a predicted model, not a curated record. The transcript is spliced from 6 exons. Lineage: Eukaryota; Filasterea; Ministeriida; Capsasporidae. The coding region runs from base 36 to 896 and encodes 286 amino acids.